CUGCAGCAAGCUCAGCUCUACCCCAGCCCCUUCACUGGCAGAAAAGUGCACUCUCCUUCCGACUCCUUUUGCUUCUUAAGUUACUGGAUUCUGCAGUACAAGUCUUCAUGAACAAGCUGCACCGCUUAGAGAUUUCACGGCAUUCAAAGGUCACAGAACUGCCACUAUGGUUAAAUGUCUUGUUUAAUGGUUGAGAGGUGCGGAGAAAUCUCAUUUGAUAAUCCUGACCAGAAUGCCAAAUGUGUUCGCAUGCUAGGAGAUGCACGGGUGAGAGGUCAGACAGGGGUUCUCGCUGAGCGCCGCGGCUCCUACCCGUUCAUCGACUUCCGUCUUCUCAACAAUACAACGCUCUCAGGGGAAAUUGGCACAAAGAAAAAGGUGAAAAGACUGUUAAGUUUUCAGAGGUAUUUCCAUGCAUCCCGGUUACUGCGUGGAAUUGUACCACAAGCCUCUCUGUACUUACUGGAUGAGGACUACCUUGGGCAAGCAAGGCAUAUGUUAUCCAAAGUGGGAAUGUGGGAUUUUGACAUUUUCUUGUUUGACCGUUUGACAAAUGGAAACAGUCUCGUAACAUUGCUUUGUCAUCUCUUCAAUGUGCAUGGACUUAUUCACCAUUUCCAGUUAGAUAUGGUUACACUACACAGGUUUUUAGUUAUGGUUCAAGAAGAUUACCAUAGCCAAAACCCCUACCACAACGCCGUCCAUGCUGCUGACGUUACACAAGCUAUGCACUGCUAUCUAAGGGAGCCCAAGAACGUUUCCGUGCUGGAAAAUCACCACUGGCGGUCUACCAUCGGCAUGCUUCGAGAAUCCCGGCUCCUGGCCCACCUGCCCAAGGAAGUCACACAGGAUAUCGAACAGCAAUUAGGCUCCCUAAUCCUGGCAACAGACAUCAAUAGACAGAAUGAGUUUUUGAUCCGUCUGAAAUCUCACCUUGACAAUCAGGAUUUGAGACUGGAGGAUGCACAAGACAGACAUUUUAUGCUUCAGAUCGCGCUCAAGUGCGCCGACAUCUGCAACCCCUGCCGCCUCUGGGAGCUGAGCAAGCAGUGGAGCGAGCGGGUCUGCGAGGAGUUCUACCGGCAAGGUGACCUGGAACAAAAAUUUGAACUGGACAUAAGCCCUCUUUGUAAUCAGCAGAAGGACACAAUACCAAGCAUACAAAUUGGGUUCAUGACAUACAUCGUAGAGCCACUGUUUGAGAGGUGGGCCCAGUUUACAGGAGACACUCCCCUCUCUGAAAACAUGCUAAACCAUCUCAGGAGGAACAAGGCCAAGUGGAGGAGUUUGCUCCACAAGCAACACAGCAGUAAUAGAAGCAGCGACCACUCAGGUCAAGUGACUGGCAGCCAAGAACAGACUUUAAAUGAAGAAGAGACUCCUUAGUGGCAGCUUUGCACUUUUUCCUUAUAGCACUGCUAUCUCUGUCUUGAUCAUAGGAGCAAA
This is a messenger RNA of Tinamus guttatus (white-throated tinamou), 1446 nucleotides long. The record is from RefSeq and is a predicted model, not a curated record. Lineage: Eukaryota; Metazoa; Chordata; Aves; Tinamiformes; Tinamidae.